UUCUAUAAAUAGUCGAUACGUACAGUUUAUUUAGUGCAAUCCUAAAUUAGCGCGUGUUUCUGGCGAAACUAUUGGGGUUCCGCAUAGAAAUAACGCCAAGACGAAGUUUUAACGUGAAUCACCGCAUCGCGACGGAACUCACAUCGCCAAGCAAUAGCAGCAGCGGCGACUACGGAGCACACAUCGCUUGGCAGCUCCCGGCAACAGCGAGACGACGAGAAUCCAGCACGGUAGCUGAAGGCUUUUGAGAUAACUUCGCCGAAAAGAAUCUAAUUUCAAUUGUACUGGGAUCUACGCUUCCGCUACAAUCUCGCGUAGUUGCUACGAUCGACUGGUGACGUAGCCUGACGUAUGGCUGACAGAAGCUACGUGUACGAGCCGGUCUCCACCGAAGCGCCAGUCAAGACGCAAGCGCACAACAUGGAGCAGGGCCAAUUGUGGAGACAGUACAUCAUAGCCGGCGUGGCGAACAUCGCCACCAUUGCUCUGGGUUUUGCUUUGGGAUGGACUUCGCCGGUGAACUUGAAGCUCUUAGAUCCUAACGACACACCCUUGUCGCGACCCGUCACCAACGACGAAAUAUCAUGGAUCGGAUCCCUUCUCUCCGUCGGAGCUAUGUUCGGACCAUUCAUCGGAGGUUUCCUGGCUUCAAAAAUCGGUCGUCGAUGGAGUAUUCUUCUGUCAUCUGUUCCACUCAUAGUCGGUUUUGUUUUGGUGGUGGCCGUUCAAAAUGUUGCAAUGAUUUACGCCGGCAGAGUGUUCUGGGGUCUGGCAGUCGGUAUGCUGUAUACGGUUUUGCCGAUGUACUGCGCCGAGAUCGCCACGGACGACACGCGCGGUGCCCUGGGAUCGUUCCUUCAGCUGUUCGUAGUGCUUGGCUUCCUGCUGGUGUACGGAGUGGGACCGUUCGUCCCCUAUUUCACGCUGCAGUAUGUCGGGAUAGCUGUAGUCGCGGUCUUCUGCGUGCUGUUCUUCUUCAUGCCUGAAACCCCGAUGUAUUAUUUGAACCAAGACGACGUAGACUCGGCUGCUAAAUGUCUGCAGAUCAUCAGAGGAAAAUCUCGCGCUGGUGUGCAAGCUGAGCUAGACAAGAUGGCCGCUGAAGUCAAAGCUGCAAACGAGAAAACUGCUAACUUAUCGGACGUGUUCCGUGGCGCCAACUUCAAGGCGUUCUACAUCUCGUGCGCCCUUGUGGCCGCCCAGCAGCUCUGCGGCAUCAACGCAGUGCUGUUCUACAUGGCGACCAUCUUCGAAACGGCUGGGGCCAGUCUGGACUCCGCCAUCGCGACAAUCAUUAUCGGUGCCGUGCAGGUCGGUGCUUCAGCAGUCACGCCCCUGGUGGUGGACCGACUCGGCCGCAGGAUGCUGCUCCUCAUCUCCUGCACCGGAACAACUAUUGGACUAGGACUCCUUGGCAUGUACUUUAUAUUGGACACCAAUGGCAACGCAGUAGUCGACAGCAUGAGGUUCUUGCCUAUCCUAGCCCUAGUGCUGUUCAUCGUGACGUACUGCGUGGGUCUGGGUCCUCUGCCGUGGGCUAUCAUGGGAGAACUCUUCCCGAUUGAGGUGAAGGCGUUGGCUUCUCCGAUAGCCACUGCCUUCUGUUGGAUGCUGUCCUUCUUGGUCACUAGAUAUUUCAACCCGAUAGCUGAUGCAGUCGGUAUGGGCGUGGCGUUCCUCAUCUUCGGAGUUUGCUGUAUAAUAGCGUUCUUCUUCACAUUCUUCAUGGUGCCGGAGACGAAGGGCAAGAGCUUCCAGGAGAUCCAGGAAAUGCUGGCUGGGAAAACUUCGCCAUCGAAAUCCGAGAAGAUGUAAACCAGAUGAAGUUUCUGAAACUUACUUAUAAUUUUGGAAGCGCAACUUUCUUAGCUCAAUGUGUCUUAAUCAAUAAUUAAGUUAGUAUUUUAAAUGAUACUCUGAUUUAGAGAAAUACUAAUUUUUUGUAGUGAAACUUCUUUAGGCGCGUUGAGGGUAAACUUUACCUCGCGACAGAUUCGUUACGGCUAGAGAGAAAAGAUACAAUUUAAGAAGAGCGAGAGUGAGAAAAUAUACAAAGCGUCUCGCGAACCAUUCGACCUUAGAGAGAGGGAGAAAGCAAGCUAGGUCUUUCUUUUAUACAAAUUCUGUUCGCGGGCGACGGCCACUAGAUGGCUUGUUGUUAACUUUUCAUUGUUCCUGUAGAUGGCAACUAACUAUCUUAUAUUUUAUUUUUAAAGAAGUAUUACAAAAAAUAUAAAUUAAAAUAUAUAUAAAUGAUGAAGAGAGAUGAGAAUCGUUUCUCUUAUACACAGCAUUCCAUAUUAUAAGAGAAAUUUGAUUUAAGGAUGUAAAAUAAAGAAAACCACAAUACUACACACCGCAAAAGAAGUUUCACUUCUUUCACGUGCACCAAGUUGCACCCAAACCAAUUUUUAUUUAUAUUGUACUUUAUUGAAAUGUAGUUGUAAUUUAAAAAAAUGUCUUUCAGUUUUAGUCGUAUUUAAUUAUCGAGUUUGUUUAUUGAAGACUUUAAUUUAGAGAAAAAUAAUAAAUAAUAUUAUAUAUUAUAAUAUUUAAGGGCUUCAUGCAGCGACUUUUCGUUUUAAACGGUUGCCGUUAUUUCUUAGUGACAAAAAUUUUUAGGACUUUGAAAAUUUUAAAAAACAAAUACAAAAAUAAAAGAAUUACAUUCUAUACAUACAUUUCAGUCUGUCAAAAAACAAAAUGUCAUAAGAAAUAGCCCGCGAAAAAACCGUGGCAUUCCCAGCUCAUAAAAUUCAUUGUAAACAAUCAAAAAUAACAUUAAUUAAUGUUUUUGAUUGUUUAGAAAAUCGUAUUAAUCGGUUUUCGUAAUUGGCUGACUUAUUUGAUACCGGCUAGAUAAAUUGAUAAUUUUUAUAAAACACGAUGAUAUCUAGUCCUCCUUUUUCCACGCUCGGAACAAAUAAUAAGUCGGCUCGUGGAACUGAAGCUUAUGUUUUAUUUUUAGUCCGACAAUAAUACCUAAUUUGAUAAAUAUUUGAAAAUUAUAAUAAAGGCGCCAAAAUCGUGACUGACUGAAAAAUGCACAGAUGAUAUAAAAAAUGAGCAUAUGCCUAUCGUUUCACGCUGUGUAGAUCUUGAAUAAAUCCUUGUAUAAAUGAGUUAAUACAUAUUUAUUGUCUGCACAAUAUAGUCAAUAAUGUCGAUAUUUAUAUUAUAAAAUUUAAUAAGGGCCACCAGUGAAGCUGGCGUUUUAAAAUAUAUUUUUCAAACAUUAUUUUACAUAACGUAAGGCGAAAGGACAUUUUAAAAUGAAAUUUUAUUUCCCAAGGUAGGAUUACAAGUGCAAUAUCAUUUUAAUUUUCGGAAAUUAUUUAGAUUUAUAAUAAUAUUUAACAUUUUCGAUUUUUUACAAAUAAGUUGUAUAACAUUCCUUCGUAUAUUUAUUUAAAAAAAAAAGACACUUAAAAAAGCAAGAAUCACACAAAGAGGUGCUUUUUGAUAGUUUUUAUCUAGAAUAUUAGAUUUUUGAAUUAUUUUUUUUUAGUUAUAAAUUUAAAUAUAGACCAGUUAUGUGUUCUAGUUUGAGGGUGAAGUAUUCACGACCAAAGAGAAUUUAGUAGCGGGUAGCGUCGGCUUUGCGUCUUUAGGGACUUUUCUUUACUGGUAGUAGGACCUCUUGUGAGUCCGCACGGGUAGGUACCAACCACCACACUGCCUAUUUCUGCCGGUUUCGGUUUGAAUGGCGGGGCAGCCGUUGUAACUAUACUGAAAUAUUAUAACUCAUAUCCCAAGGUGGGUGGCGGCAUUUACGUUGUAGAUAUCUAUGGGCUCCGAUAACCACUAACACCAGGUGGGCUGCGAUCUCGGCCACCCAUCUAAGCAGUAAAAAAAAGGACCUACUAUCUGGCGGUAUAGCUCGCUCGGACUUAGUAUUAAAUCAAGAGUACUUCAAACCUCAAAUGCGUGAGGUUUUUCAUUAGUAUGCGUUACACUUUGUAGCUUUUAGCUACAGAGAGCAUCGGGCCGCAUACAUCCUUACAGCAUACUUCCUUAUAGUUGUGAGCUCAACUUUAUAAUAACAUAGAAGUGUACAUUUUACGAAUGAAAUUAUGUGAUUUUUAUUUAAUAUAAUAAAUAAUUCCUAACAACUGUAAGGCUAGUAAUAAAUAUAAGUGUGUUUGAAUGUUAUUUAUUUUGUAAUAUAUUUUGUUGAAAUAAACAUUAUUUUUCAAUUA
This is a messenger RNA of Bombyx mori (domestic silkworm), 4199 nucleotides long. RefSeq names its product facilitated trehalose transporter Tret1-like. The record is from RefSeq and is a predicted model, not a curated record. Gene Ontology annotation, cellular component: membrane. Gene Ontology annotation, biological process: transmembrane transport; carbohydrate transport. Gene Ontology annotation, molecular function: sugar transmembrane transporter activity. Bases 352 to 1815 code for a protein of 487 amino acids. The transcript has 12 exons. NCBI's taxonomy places the organism in Eukaryota, Metazoa, Arthropoda, Insecta, Lepidoptera, Bombycidae.